Lathyrus oleraceus (garden pea) is the source of this 714-nucleotide messenger RNA. RefSeq names its product 60S ribosomal protein L22-2. Bases 188 to 562 code for a protein of 124 amino acids. Gene Ontology annotation, molecular function: structural constituent of ribosome; RNA binding. Gene Ontology annotation, biological process: cytoplasmic translation. The transcript is spliced from 3 exons. The record is from RefSeq and is a predicted model, not a curated record. Gene Ontology annotation, cellular component: ribosome. Lineage: Eukaryota; Viridiplantae; Streptophyta; Magnoliopsida; Fabales; Fabaceae.
AAAUGCAAAGAGUAAAAUCAGAAUUAAAGUAUAUAAAAAUAUUAGGUGAGCCCAAUAUAUGAUCCAAUCUCAAACCCACCAUAUAGAUAACAAAUACAAACCCUAAAUAUCUAUCUAAGCUUCUCUCAUCUCCGUUCGCACUCUUCGCCGCCGGUCCUUUCGAACGAGAUUUACCAGAGAAGAAAAAAUGAGUCGAGCUAGUGCAGCUGGUGCCAAGGGAAAGAAGAAGGGUGCAACCUUCACCAUUGACUGUGCUAAGCCAGUUGAAGACAAGAUCAUGGACAUUGCUUCCCUUGAGAAGUUUCUUCAAGAGAGGAUCAAGGUCGGUGGCAAAGCUGGUGCUCUUGGUGAUUCUGUUACUGUUACCAGGGAGAAAUCCAAAAUCACUGUUACCUCAGACAGCAACUUCUCCAAGAGGUAUUUGAAGUAUUUGACAAAGAAGUACUUGAAGAAACACAAUGUAAGAGACUGGCUCAGAGUGAUUGCUUCAAACAAAGAUAGAAAUAUCUAUGAGCUGAGGUACUUCAACAUUGCUGAGAACGAGGGAGAGGAAGAAGAUUAAUCGAAUGAUCAGCUUAUUUCCUAGAGUUAGUGUUCCUUUUGGCAUGUAUAAGUAUUGCUUGAGAUAUGAUCCAAUGUUUAGACUUUGUUUCAAUUUAACAGUUUUGAUUUUGUGUUGCCAUUAAUGAAAUUCAGAAUACAGUUUUCAUUUUA